Lasiodiplodia theobromae is the source of this 1458-nucleotide messenger RNA. Its product is annotated as Isocitrate dehydrogenase. Gene Ontology annotation, biological process: isocitrate metabolic process. Bases 1 to 1458 code for a protein of 485 amino acids. NCBI's taxonomy places the organism in Eukaryota, Fungi, Ascomycota, Dothideomycetes, Botryosphaeriales, Botryosphaeriaceae. Gene Ontology annotation, molecular function: magnesium ion binding; NAD binding; isocitrate dehydrogenase (NADP+) activity. The record is from RefSeq and is a predicted model, not a curated record. Gene Ontology annotation, cellular component: mitochondrion. The transcript has 5 exons.
AUGCGCCCUUCUACCCUCUCCGCCAGCACUGCCACCAAGGCCUUCCGCUGCGCUGCUCCUGCUUCCCGCUACCCUAGGGCCUUCUCUUCCUUCAGCGCCACUCGUCCCGCUCUCAGCGCCACCCCGAGCUCCCGCCUCGCCUCGCCUCUCUUCUCCGCCAACCAGACCGGCUUUGCUGCCCCAGUUGCUCUGCGCUUCGCCUCCCAGUCGAGAACCAUGGCCACCGCCAAGAAGAUCCAGGUCAAGAACCCCGUCGUCGAGCUGGACGGUGAUGAGAUGACCAGGAUUAUCUGGCAGGCCAUCAAGGACAAGUUCAUCCACCCUUACCUUGAUGUCGAUCUCAAGUACUACGAUCUGGGAAUCCUGUACCGUGAUGAGACCAACGACCAGGUCACCAUUGAUGCUGCUGAGGCCAUCAAGAAGUACUCGGUUGGUGUGAAGUGCGCCACCAUCACCCCCGAUGAGGCGCGUGUCGAGGAGUUCAAGCUCAAGAAGAUGUGGUUGUCGCCCAACGGUACCAUCCGGAACAUUCUUGGUGGCACCGUGUUCCGCGAGCCCAUUGUGAUCCCCCGCAUUCCUCGUCUUGUACCGGGUUGGAAGCAGCCGAUCAUCAUCGGUCGCCACGCUUUCGGUGACCAGUACCGCGCUAAGGACCGCGUCAUUGAGGGCGAGGGUACCCUUGAGAUGGUCUUCACCCCCAAGGGCGGCGAGCCUGAGACCAUCAAGGUCUAUGAUUUCCCCAACGGCGGCGGUGUUGCUCAGACCCAGUACAACACUGCCGAGUCCAUCUCUGGUUUCGCUCACGCCUGCUUCAAGUAUGCUCUUUCCAAGAACAUGCCUCUGUACAUGAGCACCAAGAACACCAUCCUGAAGAAGUACGAUGGCCGCUUCAAGGACAUCUUCCAGGAGAUCUAUGAGAAGGACUACAAGACCGAGUUCGAUGCCAAGAAGAUCUGGUACGAGCACCGUCUCAUUGACGACAUGGUCGCCCAGAUGGUCAAGAGCGAGGGUGGCUUCGUCGCUGCUCUCAAGAACUACGACGGUGACGUCCAGUCUGAUAUCGUUGCCCAGGGCUUCGGCAGUCUGGGUCUCAUGACCUCGGUGCUCAUCACUCCUGACGGCAAGACGUUCGAGUCUGAGGCUGCGCACGGAACCGUCACCCGCCACUACCGCGAGCACCAGAAGGGCAAGGAGACUAGCACCAACCCCAUUGCCUCCAUCUUCGCCUGGACCCGUGGUCUGGCCAAGCGUGGCGAGCUCGAUGGCACCCCUGAUGUUGUUGCCUUCGCCGAGGCUCUUGAGAAGGCAUGCAUUGACACCGUCGACGUUGAUGGCAUCAUGACCAAGGAUCUGGCUCUCGCCUGCGGUAAGAAGGACAGGGAUGCGUACGUCACCACCAACGGCUACCUCGAGGCCGUUGAGAGGAGGUUGAAGCAGCAGCUGAAGGAGAAGUUGUAA